AUGUAUUAACAAAAGUCUUGGCUUUUAGCAUCUCUCAGGCCUCAGAUCGAAGAAAUUAGUAAGAUCGAUGGUCAAGAGAGCUGUUCUUGUGGGUUGCACCUACAACGAGACCCGAUUCAGUUUGUAUGGUUGCAUAAAUGAUGUGAGCAAUAUGAACACUUUGAUUGUCCAACGUCUUGGCUUUCUUCAAGAAAAUGUUAAGGUCCUGACCGAUCCACUGUUACCGGAGGCGACUAUUCCGACGGGUGAAAACAUCAGGGAUGCACUUUCUGAGAUGGUAAAAAGUGCUGGAGCAGGAGAUGUGCUGUUGUUCUAUUUCAGUGGACAUGGAACUGCAAUUCCAGUAUAUGUACCAGGUCAACCUUACAGGGAGGAGAAAGCAAUCGUGUCUUGUGAUUUGGAUCUCAUCACCCGGAUGGAGUUGAAGGAAUUAGUUGACCAACUACCAGGAGGCUCGACCUUGACAAUUGUUGCCGAUUCCAGUUACGGUGGCGGUCUCGCCACCGAAGAGAAAAAACAUACCGAUAGCAACAUACUGAUACCAUUUCCGACAUCACAUGCGAAAUUGAUCAGGAAGAGCAUUGAUUUUAACAUCAUUCGUCAGAUCAGAAGUGUAGCGUCAUAUCCGAUUAAUGAUCAAGCAACAGAAUCGAGCUCGAGCAGCUCACCAGAUGAUGGAAUCUUGCUAAGUGGGUGUGAUGCGAACGAGACAUCAUUCGAUGUGGUACUCGGAGGAGGAGGAGGAAGACCGUAUGGGGCAUUUACCAAUGCAUUGCUAAAAGUGCUCACGAGGAACCGCGGGGAAUCGCUGGAAAAUUCAAGACUUGUGUAUGGCACACGAAAGAAAUUGAUGGAGGAUGGAAUUGGAGUUGAUCAGAACCCUUGCCUUUACUGCAGUCACGGCAAUGCAAAUAAACAUUUCUUGGGUGGCUUUGUUUAUAAAAUUGAAUAAUCAUGUUCAUUCACGAUGGACAGACGGAAUUUUUGGAGCUAUCGUUAUUUAAAAAUUUUAAAUUCUUAUAUAAUUUAGAUAUUUAUAUGAAUCACGAU
This is a messenger RNA of Hibiscus syriacus, 1050 nucleotides long. RefSeq names its product metacaspase-9-like. Gene Ontology annotation, biological process: proteolysis. The record is from RefSeq and is a predicted model, not a curated record. Gene Ontology annotation, molecular function: cysteine-type endopeptidase activity. NCBI's taxonomy places the organism in Eukaryota, Viridiplantae, Streptophyta, Magnoliopsida, Malvales, Malvaceae. The transcript is spliced from 2 exons. Bases 68 to 952 code for a protein of 294 amino acids.